Molecule: messenger RNA, 14421 nt
Organism: Bufo gargarizans (Asiatic toad)
Lineage: Eukaryota; Metazoa; Chordata; Amphibia; Anura; Bufonidae
Gene: ANK3
Product: ankyrin 3
Exons: 47
Coding region: 1-13050 (4349 amino acids)
Biological process (GO): protein localization to T-tubule; signal transduction; regulation of cardiac muscle contraction
Cellular component (GO): T-tubule
Molecular function (GO): protein binding
Source: RefSeq, a predicted model, not a curated record
AUGGCUCAUGCAGCAUCCCAGUUGAAGAAGAACAGGGAUCUGGAAAUUAAUGCAGAGGAGGAAACUAAGGAGAAAAGGAGGCACAGGAAACGCUCCAGGGAUCGUAAGAAAAAGUCUGACACAAGUGCGAGUUACCUGAGAGCUGCCAGAGCCGGUAACAUAGAAAAGGCUCUUGACUAUUUGAAAAAUGGUGUGGAUAUUAACGUCUGCAAUCAGAAUGGACUGAAUGCUCUCCAUCUUGCAUCCAAAGAAGGUCAUUUAGAAAUAGUGACAGAACUCAUCCAACGAGGUGUUGAUGUGGAUGCAGCGACCAAGAAAGGAAACACAGCACUUCACAUAGCAUCACUGGCCGGACAAACAGAAGUCGUAAGAAUUUUAGUAACAAAUGGCGCAAACGUCAAUGCACAGUCGCAGAAUGGCUUCACUCCGCUGUAUAUGGCAGCACAGGAGAACCACUUGGACGUUGUAAAAUUUUUGCUAGACAAUGGAGCAAGUCAAAGUCUUGCGACGGAGGAUGGGUUCACACCUCUGGCAGUUGCCCUUCAACAAGGCCAUGACCAAGUGGUUUCUCUUCUUCUUGAAAAUGACACAAAAGGAAAAGUCCGACUGCCGGCUCUACACAUUGCUGCCCGGAAGGACGACACGAAAGCAGCAGCUCUUCUCUUGCAGAAUGACCACAAUGCUGACGUGGAAUCCAAGAGUGGCUUCACACCCCUCCACAUAGCCGCACAUUACGGGAACAUUAAUGUGGCAACUUUGCUCAUAAGCCGGGGAGCAGCUGUGGACUUCACUGCCAGAAAUGACAUUACUCCCUUACACGUGGCUUCCAAGAGAGGCAAUGGUAACAUGGUGAAGCUUCUGCUUGAUCGAGGAUCCAAAAUCGAUGCCAAAACACGGGACGGCCUGACGCCUCUUCACUGUGGAGCAAGGAGCGGCCAUGAGCAGGUCGUGGAAAUGUUGCUGCAAAGAGGAGCCCCGAUUCUUUCCAAAACCAAGAACGGACUGUCACCAUUGCACAUGGCAACCCAAGGAGAUCACCUGAACUGCGUCCAGCUCCUGCUGAUGCAUAACAUACCUGUGGACGACGUCACCAAUGACUAUUUAACUUCCCUACAUGUUGCCGCACACUGUGGCCAUUACAAGGUGGCAAAGGUCCUGCUGGAUAAGAAGGCCAAUCCUAACGCCAAAGCAUUGAAUGGUUUCACACCCCUUCAUAUUGCCUGCAAGAAAAACAGGAUUAAAGUAAUGGAACUUCUCCUGAAACAUGGGGCGUCUAUUCAAGCAGUAACUGAAUCUGGCCUGACACCGAUCCACGUCGCUGCCUUCAUGGGACAUGUCAAUAUUGUUUCUCAGUUAACGCACCAUGGAGCAUCUCCCAACACAACCAAUGUGAGAGGUGAAACAGCACUCCAUAUGGCUGCCAGAGCCGGACAGUCUGAAGUUGUCCGAUACCUUUUGCAAAAUGGAGCUCAGGUAGAAGCUAAAGCAAAGGAUGACCAAACACCACUGCACAUAGCAGCUCGUCUAGGGAAAGCAGACAUAGUUCAGCAGUUACUCAAGCAAGGGGCAAGCCCAGAUGCCUCCACCACCUCUGGUUACACUCCACUGCACCUGGCUGCCAGGGAAGGGCAUGAUGAUGUAGCUUCUGUGCUACUAGAACAUGGGGCUACCUAUGCAAUAGUCACAAAGAAAGGAUUUACUCCACUACAUGUUGCUGCAAAGUAUGGAAAGAUUGAAGUAGCCAAGCUGCUUCUGGAGAAAAAUGCAUCCCCAGAUGCAGCCGGAAAGAGCGGUUUAACGCCACUGCAUGUUGCGGCACACUACGAUAACCAGAAAGUGGCGCUGUUACUCCUGGAUAAAGGUGCAUCACCUCACGGAGCUGCAAAGAAUGGCUACACCCCUCUGCACAUUGCUGCAAAGAAAAACCAAAUGGACAUAGCUACCACCUUACUGGAAUAUGGUGCUGAUGCCAAUGCAGUUACCAAGCAAGGAAUAGCCCCUGUCCAUCUAGCUUCUCAGGAGGGCCAAGUGGACAUGGUGUCUCUGCUUCUCACCAGAAAUGCUAAUGUCAAUGUUAGCAACAAGAGUGGACUGACACCUCUACACUUGGCGGCCCAGGAGGACAGAGUCAGUGUUGCCCAAGUUCUCUGCAACAACGGAGCAGUCACCGACUCCACUACGAAGAUGGGGUACACUCCGUUGCACGUGGCCAGCCACUAUGGGAACAUUAAAAUGGUGAACUUCCUGCUGCAGCAUGGUGCCAAAGUCAAUGCCAAAACCAAGAACGGAUAUACUCAUUUGCAUCAAGCUGCUCAGCAAGGACACACCCAUAUCAUCAAUGUAUUGCUGCAGCAUGGUGCCUCCCCCAAUGAAGUCACUGUGAACGGUAACACCGCUCUCGCCAUUGCCCGAAGACUGGGUUACAUUUCAGUGGUCGAUACAUUGAAGGUUGUGACGGAAGAGACCCUGACUACAGUUAUGGUGACAGAAAAGCAUAAAAUGAAUGUUCCGGAAACAAUGAACGAGGUUCUGGACAUGUCAGAUGAUGAAGUACGUAAAGCCAAUAUACCUGAGAUCCUCAGUGAUGCAGAGUAUUUAUCAGAAGGGGACGAAGGUGAAGAUGCAAUGACAGGUGACACUGACAAAUACCUUGGACCACAAGAUCUGAAAGAGCUAGGGGAUGAUUCUUUGCCCCAAGAAGGUUACAUGGGCUUCAGCCUAGGAGCCAGAUCGGCCAGCCUCCGCUCCUUCAGUUCGGAUAGGUCCUACACACUGAACAGGAGUUCUUUCGCCCGGGACAGUAUGAUGAUUGAAGAACUACUUGCACCUUCAAAGGAUCAGCACCUUUCUUUUACAAGAGAAUUUGAUUCAGACUCACUGAGGCAUUAUAGCUGGGCUGCAGACACUCUGGACAAUGUUAACCUUGUGUCAAGCCCUGUACAUUCGGGUUUUCUAGUAAGCUUCAUGGUGGACGCCCGUGGUGGCUCAAUGAGAGGAAGCCGGCAUAAUGGCAUGAGAAUUAUUAUCCCACCAAGGAAAUGCACAGCCCCAACCCGUAUUACCUGCCGCCUGGUCAAGAGGCACAAAUUAGCAACACCACCAAUGGUAGAAGGAGAAGGAUUGGCAAGUCGCUUGGUUGAAAUGGGCCCAGCAGGGGCUCAGUUUUUGGGACCUGUCAUAGUAGAAAUCCCCCAUUUUGGAUCAAUGAGAAGUAAGGAAAGGGAAUUGAUUGUACUGAGAAGUGAGAACGGAGAGUCUUGGAAGGAGCACCAAUAUGACUGCAAGCUGGAAGAGUUGACUGAAUUGCUGAAUGGCAUGGAUGAAGAGCUGGACAGCGCAGAAGAACUGGAAAAGAAGAGAAUAUGUAGAAUUGUUACAAAGGAUUUCCCACAAUACUUUGCUGUUGUGUCUCGGAUAAAGCAAGAGAGCAAUCAGAUUGGACCUGAAGGUGGAAUUCUGAAGAGUACAACAGUGCCACGAGUCCAGGCGUCCUUCCCAGAGGGGGCUCUGACUAAGAGAAUUAGAGUAGGACUCCAGGCACAACCGGUACCCGAUGAGCUGGUCAAAAAAGUCAUUGGAAACCGAGCUACAUUUAGCCCCAUUGUCACAGUGGAACCCAGGAGGAGAAAAUUCCACAAGCCAAUAACUAUGACAAUCCCAGUGCCCCCGCCAUCAGGUGAAGGGGUAACCAAUGGCUAUAAAGGAGAUACCACCCCAAGUCUAAGGCUGCUGUGCAGUAUUACAGGUGGGACAUCUCCAGCUCAAUGGGAGGACAUCACUGGAACGACUCCUUUAACAUUUGUCAGCGAUUGUGUAUCUUUUACCACCAAUGUGUCUGCCAGGUUUUGGCUUGGCGACUGCCAUCAGAUCCCCGAAACUGUUAGUUUGGCGACACAGCUCUACAGGGAAUUGAUAUGUGUACCUUACAUGGCCAAGUUUGUGGUCUUUGCCAAAAUGAAUGACCCGGUGGAAGCUCGACUACGGUGCUUCUGUAUGACAGAUGACAAGGUGGACAAAACACUGGAACAGCAGGAGAACUUUGAAGAGGCUGCCAGGAGUAAAGACAUAGAAGUACUUGAAGGGAAACCUAUCCAUGUGGACUGCUAUGGAAACCUGGCGCCCCUGACAAAAGGAGGGCAGCAGCUUGUAUUUAAUUUCUAUGCUUUCAAAGAAAAUAGACUGCCAUUUUCUGUGAAGGUAAGAGACCCCAGUCAGGAGCCUUGCGGUCGACUAUCAUUUUUGAAAGAGCCAAAGACAACAAAAGGCCUGCCACAGACCGCCGUCUGCAACCUCAAUAUUACUCUGCCAACCCAGAAAAAGGAAACAGAGUCAGACCAAGAUGAUGAGAUGGAGAAGGUGGAUCGUCGUCAGAACUUUGUGUCUUUAGCCUUGCGUAAGCGAUACAGCUAUCUGACUGAACCUGGAAUGAAACCCAUUGAUCGGAAUGCAGGAGCACCAAGAACUAUCCCUGUUACCUAUUCAUACAAGCCAGGCUUUCCAACAAGACCAUAUCAGUCAUGGACAGCUGCUCCAAUCACAGUGCCUGGGCAGACCAAAUCAGGCUUUACCUCACUAUCAAGCUCUUCUUCUAAUACUCCAUCAGCAUCCCCAUUAAAAUCUAUUUGGUCUGUCUCCUCUGCCUCACCAAUAAAAUCUACACUAGGAGCCUCCACUACAUCUUCUGUUAAAUCCGUUAGUGAUGUAGCAUCUCCAAUCAGAUCAUUUCGGACAGUUGCUUCACCAAUAAAAACUGUUGUCACCCAACCUCCAUAUACAAUUCAUAGCUCUACUGGUUCACCAAUUCGAGCCUCUACAAUUGCAGAACCACCGGCUUUUAAGGGAUUAUCCUCCACCUCUGUUUUUACUUCCAGAACAUCUCCAGUGACCACUGCUGGCUCUCUAUUGGAAAGGUCGUCCAUUACAAUGACCCCUCCAGCAUCUCCUAAAUCAAACAUUAACAUGUACUCUUCAAGCCUCCCUUUUAAAUCAAUCAUUACUUCUGCAGGGUCACUUUCAUCUUCACCUCUAAAAUCUGUGGUUUCUUCCACAGUCUGUACUCCUUCUAAAGUGAACAUUGCACCAUCUCUCUCUUCACCUUUAAAGAUUGGGAAUGGGCCAAAUGAAGUUGGAUUAAUGAAUGGGUCUGCAUCACCACUAAAGUAUCCACUCUGUUCCAAUUAUAUCAAUGGCUCGGCAGUAAAUUUGCAAGACAAGAUAUCAGCAGUUACAAAAUCUGCCACUGCAUCAAUCAAUACAACCAUUGAUACAGCUGAAAAAUGUUACUCCAUUCCCACAACAACCCAAAUGUCAUAUUCACCAAUUAAGUCUUUCGCAUCUACAGCAUCAGCUUUUCAGACAAUAAGAGCUCCCCCUACUGGUGCAGUCUACACAAACUUUAGGUCUUCAUUAUCCUCUACUACCUCAUCUGUUACAUCUUCAACAUUAACUGUACCAGUGUAUUCUGUGGUAAAUGUGCUUUCAGAACCAACCUUAAAGAAGCUGACAGAAUCUGCAUCCUUGACAAAAUCUGCAGCUGCCCUGCUGUCGACAUCAAAAAAUGUAUCAACUGAAGCUAAUCAGUUCAGUCGAAUUUCUUCACCUCUUAAGACAUCCUUGUUUCUCUCCCCUGCUGCCCUCAAAUUAUCUACAACCUCUUCAUUAUCUUCCAGUCAGGAGAUUCUGAAAGAUGUUGCAGAUAUGAAAGAAGACUUAAUAAGAAUGACAGCAAUCCUACAAACUGAUACUACUGAAGACAAACCAUUCCAUUCUGAGUUAGCUAAAGAAGUCAAAAUUGAAGAUGAGGAGCCAUUUAAAAUAGUUGAGAAAGUAAAAGAGGACUUGGUAAAAGUCAGUGAAAUUUUAAAAAAAGAUGUCUUCUUAGAAAAAAGGACAUCUUCCUGUGACCAGGGGCAAUCACCAGAAGAUGAUUGGGUAGAAUUUAGUAGAGAGGAAAUUGAAGAAGCUAGAGAAGGUGCUAGCAUAAGUCUGCCAUUACACCCACUAGAAAAAGUAGAUUUGAAAUCUAGAACUUUAUCAGAAAAAGACUAUCAUUUAACAAAAGUAAUUGAUUACUUAACAAAUGACAUUGGUGGGAGUACAUUUUCAACUCUUAAAUACAAGUAUGAUGAUGGGAAAAAAGAAGGAGAAGAGAAACAAAAAAGGGUUCUGAAACCAGGUAUAGCUCUGCAGGAUUAUAAACUUAAAAUGCCACCAUCAUCAAUGAGAUCGUCAGCAUCAGAAAAAGAGUUGUGCAAAAUUGCAGACUCUGUAUUUGGAACAGACAUGAUUUUAGAAUCUCCAGAUGAUUUUUCACAACAUGAGCAAGAUAAAAGCCCUUUAUCUGAUAGUGGAUUUGAAACAAGAAGUGAAAAAACCCCAUCGGCUCCACAGAGUGCAGAAAGCACUGGUCCCAAGCCACUUUUUCAUGAUGUACCUAUUCCACCAGUUAUUACAGAAACAAGAACAGAAGUAGUUCAUGUUAUAAGGAGCUAUGAGCCAUCAACUGGGGAGGUUGGAGAAGCUGACAAAAUUGAACCACCACAGUUAAAACACAAUAAAACAUUCAUGGAGUUAGAACAAAAUCAAUCUGGACCUUUAAAAGUCAAAAGUAAGGGGUUUCAGCUGAAAACCGGGAUGGAUGAAGAUGACCAUGCAGGGAUUCUGGGGAAGGGAGUACGAGUAAAAGAAGAAACUCAUAUAACAACUACUACAAGAAUGGUGUAUCAUCCUCCUCAAUCUGCUGAAAAGUCAGAAAGAAUUGAGGAAACCAUGUCUGUUCAUGACAUAAUGAAAGCUUUUCAGUCAGGCCGUGAUCCAUCUAAAGAGCUGGCAGGCCUCUUUGAACAUAAAACAGUAGCUUCAGAUGUUCAGAAGCCUGCUGACACUUCACAACAUGCUGAAAGGGACAUCAAAAUGAAACCAAAACUGGAGCGCAUAAUUGAGGUCCAUAUUGAAAAAGGUAACCAAGCUGAGCCUACAGAAGUCAUUAUUAGAGAAACCAAAAAACACCCAGAGAAGGAAAUGUAUGUUUAUCAAAGGGAUUUAAGUCAGGGAGAUUUUAACAUCAAAGAUAUGGUAACAGAAAGAAAUAAAAUGUUUCCAUGUUCAGAUGAACAGGGACAGGGAGAAGAAGAGGAGUUGACUGCUGAGGAGUCUUUACCAUCUUAUUUGGAGUCCUCAAGAGUAAACACACCAGUUUCACAAGAAGAAGAUAGUCGUCCAAGUUCUGCCCAACUUAUAUCAGAUGACUCAUAUAAAACACUCAAGUUACUGAGUCAGCAUUCAGUAGAAUAUCAUGAUGAUGAGUUAUCAGAACUACGAGGGGAAUCAUACCGAUUUGCUGAGAAAAUGCUCCUUUCUGAGAAACUAGAUGACGCACAGGAGUCUUUGACGGACCAUGCUUUACUUCUUGGAUCUGACUUUCAUCUACCUGAAAAACAAUGCAGAGAAAAAACAAUCACUACUCCUAAAAAGGAAAUUCUUUCCAAAAUAUAUAAGGAUGUAGCCGAAAAUGGUUUAGGUAAAAUGUGCAGUGAUGACUCUGUUGAUAAAGUGACAGUAAUACAUUAUGCUGGAGAUCCUAAAAGCCCUAAACAUGCAAUGUGGAUGCGAUUUACAGAGGAUAGGCUAGAUAGAGGUAGAGAAAAGUUAUUGUAUGAAGAUAGGGUGGAUAGGACAGUUAAAGAAGCAGAAGAAAAACUGACUGAAGUGUCACAGUUUUUUCGGGACAAAACAGAAAAGCUAAAUGACGAGCUACAGUCACCAGAGAAGAAGCCAAACAAAAAGACCGGUAAAGCUUAUAAUUCAGGCCACCAUUCUAUUAACAGUAGUCCAGAAAAACUAAAGGUUACAGAUUUCAGGACUUCCAGUGAAGACUGGACUAAAAUGCACCAAUUUUUGCAAGAUGGAAAGUAUUCCACCUUAGCUGAUGACCGAAAAGCAACAAGUUUGCCUUGUAGUCCUGAGAAAAGGAUGUUUGACCACAAGGCAGACAGUCAACAAUCAGGCUCACAAUCUGGCUUUCAACUAAAACAGUCAAAACUUAGCUCUAUUAAAUUAAAAUUUGAGCAAAGUAUAAAUCCCCAAAACAAGGACAAUAGCCAGGAUGAAAAAAAACAUGAGACCCCAUCAAAGAUUCCGGUUAAGAAAACACAGGACAGUCGGCUUCCAUUUUUUCAGUUUCAUUCAAAAGAUAAACCACAAAAGACCAUUGAGGAAAUGAAUGGAGAGCUGCCCUUGCUGACGGAGUCAAUUUCAGAAGCCAUCAAUGAAGAAUGUUUAAAAUUUAAAGAAAAGAUUAAAAAUAGUAGUGGAUUUUUAGAUCACAAAGCUGAUAAAUUAAUUGGAGGACUAAUGGAUCAGUUUCCACAGCAGUCAGUGACCAAAGUAUCUGGCACUAAAGACUCCCCUGAAAAUAAAACUUAUAGAACAUGGGAGACAUCUGGUACACUUAAUCAAAAUACACAGAAGGAAAAACUGACACACGUGUUCAUACAGGACAAAGGAGCAGAAAUUAAUGGAUCCCAUCACUCAAGCUCUGAAACUGAUAAAGACAAACUGUUGCCCAAAUUUGUAUCUUGUACAGCUGAUACAAAUGAAAGUGUUAAGUCUCCUUCAAAAAAACUUUUGUACACAGAACUUGCUCGAAAGGAUGUAGGAAAUAUCAGUGAUGAAAAAUAUGAGAACAAGAAGGAAGGGCCAAAUGUAUCACACAUCCCUGUCCGAGUCUCUGAAGAAAAGAGAGUGUUGCAUAGUGCAGACAGGCCUAAUAGCCAUUCAAAGCUAGAAAACAACAUUAAUAGAACAUCUUCACUACCUAUAAACAAGCAGAUACAGCCUGAUAUACUACAUUCCACACUUGUUGCUGAGGAAAGUAACAGGCGUACAGAUAAGGCCCAAGUUUACCUGGGGUUGUCGCCUUCUACUGAAGAUAACGAGAUAUCCCCUGUUAAGUCCCCAGAUUCUUUAGAAAUGAGUCCCGUCAGGGAAGACUUAGCCAAUAUUCAUGCCUCUAUGCCAGCAGGGUACCACAGAAAUUCAACAGGAAACACUGAGGUGUUAAAGGAAAUAAAAACAUUACCCGUUUAUGUUAGCAUUGUACAAGUAGGAAAACAAUAUGAGAAAGAAGUACAACAAGGAGUUAAAAUGGUAGCUAACCAUGAGAGUAGGGCAGUUCAAGAAGGAAGAGGAACCCUCUUUAGUAUUAAACCACAGAAACAACCCUCAUCUCCUCAGGGCAGCCCAGAGGAUGAUACCCUAGAACAAGUGUCAUUUAUAGAUAGCUCAGGGAAAAGUCCUUUAACUCCAGAAACACCCAGUUCAGAGGAAGUUAGCUAUGAAUUUAAUUCUAAAACCCCUGAUUCACUAAUGCCAUAUAUACCAGGAAAACCUAGCCCUAUUCCAGAAGUCUCAGAAGAGUCAGAGGAGGAAGAAUUAGUCAAACUUCCAUCAAUUAAGCAGAGCAUUCCAGAUGCUAUAAAUUCUGAUAUAGCAAAGCCAGUUAACAUUAGCAAAGACUUAAACAAAAGAUCAAAAGACAACAGAGUUGCAUAUAUUGAGUUUCCACCUCCACCACCUUUAGAUUCUGAGCACAGUGACUCUAGUAAAAAAAAUACGGAAAAUUCAACAGACAGUGAAAUGGAACUAACUGAAGUUAAUCUGCAAGAUGACCAUGACAAGUUGCUCUCAGCUGAGCCAGUCAUACGGGUACUGCCACCAUCUCCUGUUCCCCCUGAAUUAGAUAUCAGUGAUUCAAGUGAUGACGAAUCGGUUCUUCACCCCUUUGCUGUUAAAAAGUAUACAUUUAAAAUUAAAGAUGAAGAGAUAAAAGAAUGUACAAAAAUAAAUUCUUCUGUGAAGUCUAGUACUUCAAAACAACCUCAAGAGUCAGAUAUGGGCUUAAAUGCACCAUCUAAUGACCUUGAACAAAAUGGUAAUAACGACCAAUCUGUCACAGAGUGCUCCAUAGCAACCACUGCAGAAUUUUCACAUGAUACUGAUGCCACAGAGAUUGAUUCUCUAGAUGGCUAUGACCUGCAAGAUGAAGAUGAUGGUUUGACAGAAAGUGAUACUAAACAUGGACCAAGUCAAGAUGUGGAAGUUAGAAAGGAACCAUGGACAAAAGAAGGAAUGCUGAAACACAGCGACCGUAGUUUUAGUCAAAGUAAACUUGAAGUUAUUGAAGAAGAAGAAAAAGUAGUAAUUGAGGAGUAUAAGCCAUGUAGAAAAAUAUCUGAUGAUGAAAAGAAAACUGAAUCUGGUGACAAGAAACAAGGAGCACUAUUUUUUACUUUGGAAGGAAGGCAUCCAGAAAGACAAGUGUUUCCAGACACAUAUUUUAGUUAUAAAGUGGAUGAAGAGUUUGCAACACCUUUUAAAACGGUAGCUACAAAGAGCCUUGACUUUGAUCCAUGGUCUAGUAAAGCAGGAGAUGAUGAUGUAUUUGAACCCAAAUCCAAAGAUGAGGAACCAAAGCCUUUUAGUCUGGCUGUAGAAGAUCGAUCUCAAGCAACUACACCUGAUACAACUCCAGCCAGAACUCCUACAGAUGAAAGUACUCCAACUAGUGAGCCCAACCCCUUCCCAUUUCAUGAAGGGAAGAUGUUUGAGAUGACUCGCAGUGGUGCUAUUGACAUGAGCAAGAGGGAUUUUGUUGAAGAAAGACUUCAAUUUUUUCAGAUUGGUGAGCAUAAUUCUGAAGGGAAGUCAGGGGUCAAGGGGGAUGGGGACAAAAUUAUUGCCAUCACACUUCCACAGUCAGGGGACAUCUUGAUAGAACCCAUCCUAGAAAAAAAAGUAGAGACAUCUACAGUUGAACAUGCUACCAUCAUCCAGGGAAGUGGAGAUCGUCUUGAAGGAACACAUGGUAAUAAUUCACUGGAAAAACCAGCUACUACUACCAAUUGUAAAGUUGAUCCUAAAUUGCGUAUGCCUAUAAAGAUGGGCAUAUCGGCCUCAACAAUGACCACGAAGAAAGAUGGCAUGGGAGAAGUGACAGAUAAAAUAGAGGCUGUGCCAGAUUCCCAUAAUUUAGAUAAUGAGAGCAAGACUAUUUUCACAAACAUAACAACCAGUGAGACAAUUAUUAGGCACAUAGAAAUCCAUGAUUUUCCAGCAGAAAAUUAUAACAACAACAAUAACUUGGAUUCAUUAGCUUUAAAUGUAAAUAAUAACACAAUUAAUUUGGUUCUUAGUGAAGAAUGUGAAUCCAAGCCUUUGAAUAAACUAACUAAAACAAAAGUAAAUAUAGAUAAUGAUCUAGGGACAUCCAAUGAAAACAUUAAUAGGGAUAAGAAGAAACCCCAAAGAAAUGAGCAGAAGUUGGCAGAUCCAGCAGGGAAUAGGCCAAGGUCUAAACUACCAGUCAAAGCCAUAUCAGUAAGGCCAGUUAAUGAUCGAAUAAGCAAUACAAACACAUCAGGUGUUAAAAGAAGUUUGCCUAGUAAGGUUGAAAAAGAAACAAGGCAGGGAAACAUUUCAAAUACAGAAAUAAGGUCUAAAAUACCAAUUAAAAAUGUAAAUAGAGUCAACCCACCUAUACAAAGAAAAGUUGCACCAAAACCUAGACAGACACACAUAGAGAAGGAGUCAAGCAAACCAGCUCCUUCAAAAUUACCAGUAAAGGUAAGAUCUUUGCCCACUGCCACGUCAGCAGCCAAAAUAAAGAAACAUGAGUUCAGUGAGGUUUGUAAACAUUCUAUUGAAUAUUUUAAGGGAAUUAGUGGUGAGACAUUAAAGCUUGUGGAUCGCUUUUCUGACGAAGAAAAAAAGAUGCAGCCUGAAAUCUCUGAUGAUGAAGACAGUACAUCACGAAAUACAUCACUAUCUGAAGCCACCCAAGUGUCCCAGCCUUCGUUAACAUCGAGGUCUGCUAAAGAAAUGAAAGCAGACACAACAACUUUAAAAUCAAAGAUUGAAAAGACCGACAGUGAGAGAAGGAGCAGUAGAAGGACUGGUCCUCAGAGUCCAUGUGAGCGGACGGACAUAAGGAUGGCCAUAGUCGCUGAUCAUUUGGGACUUAGUUGGACAGAACUUGCAAGAGAACUGAAUUUUUCAGUGGAUGAAAUUAAUCAAAUUCGUGUUGAAAAUCCUAAUUCGCUGACUACACAAAGCUUUAUGCUGUUGAAGAAAUGGGUUAUCAGAGAAGGCAAAAAUGCAACAACUGAUUCCUUAACCAAUGUCCUGACAAAAAUCAACCGAAUAGAUAUUGUGACAUUGCUGGAGGGUCCAAUUUUUGACUAUGGGAACAUUAGUGGCACUAGAAGCUUUUCAGAUGACAACAAUGUGUUUAAUGACCCUUCUAUUGAUGGUUGGCGAACAGAAGCAACAAGCAUUCAUGUGGAACAAUCAAUGCCUGAGCGGAAACUCAAUAGUGAACUGUUAGAGCGAUUGGAUGACAGCCAUGAGUCAAUUACCUCAUAUCUCAAGGGAGAAGUAGGAAGACUGGGCUCUAAUGUUAGUCCUUCUGAGUCAGUAACAGAAGGUAAAACGAGUUCCAGAUGUCCGGAGAAAGAACCUGUGAAACUGAACGAAAAACAGAAACCAAAAAUAUUCCAAGGCAAAGUGGAACAGACAACACCGUCAGUAGGACAUCAGAAAUUUCCAGAGAUGACAAGCAAGUCAGUAAUUGGAGAGCAUAAGAGCUCACUGCCCAUUAGUGCAAAACGGACUGGCUUGGAGGAAGGAAAAUCCAAGCCUUCAUCUUCUGGUAAAACAUGCCUAAAAUGCAUUUAUCAGGAUUCUAGUGACAGUGAAUAUGAGAGUGGGUCGAGUUCAGAUGAGGAACGAAGAAUCACUACAAAAAUUACUCGGCGACGGCUGAUUUACAAGGGGGAGGAAGUUAAAAACAUUCCCGUUGAAUCUGUUACUGAAGAACAAUACACAGAUGAAGAAGGCAACAUUAUCACCAGAAAAGUGACAAGGAAAAUCGUGAGACGGGUUGUGGUUCCACAGGAGAAAAAAGUUGGUGGAACUGUAAUGGUUGGGAAUGAUGGGCAUAAAGUGAAGACCAAGAAGGAGGUCAGACACAUUGAGAAGAAAAGUUAUUCUUAAUACCAUUGUGAUUCAGGAUGAAUGGAUACUGCCAGUAUUCAGAAGAAAAAACUAAUUAGUGGAGAACACUGAAAAACAAACAAAAGAGUGUGUGUUUGCCGCUUCCACACAUUAACCGCAUGGGUUUUUUUUAUGCAAGAAACCUUUAUUUUAGCAUGAGCCAAUUAUACAGAGCAUGGGAAAUCACCUUCAUUCGGAUGGGGUCAAGGAGUGUGUAGUUUACAAUGCAGUGUACAUAUUAAAUACCAUGCUGUUAACGUCAUCUCUUCAAGAAUCCGGAUUUUCCUGGAGCUGGGACACCACCGAAGAUGAUGACCUUGGAUGGACUCGUGAAAGACACAAUAAUCACUCAAUAAGCAACAGUUCGCCUUAUUUCACAUGUACCCCAAAAACUGGGGUCUAAAAUGCUCUCGAUUUUCUUUUAUAAAUCAUCAAUGGAUUUGCUGUAAAUAAGUGACACUUGUAUAAAACUCUAACAAGACUACAACUCAUGUUAAUAAUGCACCGCCUGGUAACUACUUACCAACCGAAGAUCACUCACAUAACCAUAUAACCUGAUAGGUGUCUGACAAUACUUCACCGAUAGGGUAUAUACUGGGUGCGUCUUCACCAAAUCUUGUAUAUUAUCAAUUCAAUUGUUUGUAUAUGAAAAAAAAAAAAACUAAGCCAAGCAGAUUUUACACAAAUUUCUUUAAUUCUGCUGCAAUGUGUAACAGUACACGACAAACAGGGACUUCUGCUAUCCUGAAUCAUUUUCUUCAGAUUAAUAUUUUGGUGCAUGUAUCACUCACUUUACUUUGACUUAGCCUUUGUUCAACUUUGCGAAAAGCUACACUAGAACACAAAGCGACAUCAGAGCUAUCGACACAAGCCCUUUAUUUAAUGGGAUUGCUGUUGCCAACCCCUUCAUGAACUUUUACAAUGAAAAUAAUAAUAUAUUGUACAGUAGUGCGUAGUCACAGGCACUUACUGUAUUGCUUUUACAAGGGUGCGGCAAUGGCUUGAGGUUUUAGAGAUGAUGUUGUGCUUAAGCCAAGAACAAAAGGAAACUGAAAAAGGAACAAUUAGAUCUUAGGCAGGCGACAUGAUGUAAAGUCCUUACUGUAUUGUGUACUGGCUAUAAAGAUGUAGACUCUAUUCAGUAAAGCCAAUCAUCUGUAUUCAUUCUAGCAGUGUAAUAUUAGGUUGUUAAAUGCUGCUGUGUUUUAAAAGGGCAUUUUUAUUUUUUUGGGUUUUGGUGAAAUCUUUUUGUUGAUUAUAUUCAUAUGAAAACAGCAUUCAUUGAUAAUAGCUCUAAUAACAAUGUAUGAAAUCAAACACUGGAUGAUCUAGUUGAUUAUUUAAAACAAAAAUAAAUUGUGUUUAAAAUGG